This is a messenger RNA of Callorhinchus milii (elephant shark), 1425 nucleotides long. RefSeq names its product hes-related family bHLH transcription factor with YRPW motif 1 (gene hey1). The transcript is spliced from 5 exons. Gene Ontology annotation, cellular component: nucleus. Gene Ontology annotation, biological process: circulatory system development; Notch signaling pathway; regulation of transcription by RNA polymerase II. Gene Ontology annotation, molecular function: DNA-binding transcription factor activity, RNA polymerase II-specific; RNA polymerase II cis-regulatory region sequence-specific DNA binding; protein dimerization activity. The record is from RefSeq and is a predicted model, not a curated record. The coding region runs from base 31 to 960 and encodes 309 amino acids. Lineage: Eukaryota; Metazoa; Chordata; Chondrichthyes; Chimaeriformes; Callorhinchidae.
CACGGGGCGGCUUUCACUGUGAGCAAAGCCAUGAAGCGCACUCACGAUUUCAGCGGCUCCUCCGACAGCGAACCGGACGAGACGAUCGAGGUGGUGGAGAAGGAAAGCGCGGACGAAAACGGGAACCUGAGCACAGCCCCGGGCUCCAUGUCCCCCACCAUCUCCUCUCAGGUCCUCGCCAGGAAGAGAAGGCGAGGGAUCAUAGAGAAACGCCGUCGGGAUCGGAUUAACAACAGCUUGUCUGAGCUGAGGAGACUGGUUCCCAGUGCCUACGAGAAACAAGGAUCAGCCAAGCUGGAAAAGGCAGAGAUUUUGCAAAUGACUGUGGAUCAUCUGAAGAUGCUUCACGCAGCCGGUAGCAAGGGUUAUUUUGACGCUCAUGCUCUAGCUAUGGACUACCGCAGCCUGGGAUUCCGGGAGUGUCUGGCUGAAGUUGCCCGCUACCUGACCAUCAUUGAAGGUCUGGACAACUCUGACCCGCUCCGUGUGCGUUUGGUCUCUCACCUCAACAACUACGCCUCUCAGAGGGAAGCGGCGAGCAGUCUGCCCACCACCCCCAGUAUUGGACACCUGACCUGGGGCAGCGCCUUCAGCCACCACCCGCACCACCAUCACCUGCACCCCCUACUGCUGCAGCCACAAGCCACCCACAGCAACACCUGCAGCUCUGCCUCGUCAGACCAUCACCAGCAGAGCAGGGUCAGCAGCUCCUCACACACAGAAACCUCACCGCGUAGAGUGCCACCUAGUGGAAGCGCGGGUACAAUUAUUCCCGUGGUCACCUCCACCAAACUGUCCCCACCUUUGUUCUCAAUGUCGUCCUUGUCUGCGUUCCCUCUCUCCUUCAGCACUUUCCCUUUGCUUUCCCCCAGCACCUUCAGUUCAUCAGCUCAGGCGCAGACUGCAGCCAGCAUCGGCAAGCCCUACAGACCCUGGGGGACAGAGAUCGGGGCUUUCUAAAGACUUUCCUUUUGUGGGAUUUUUCUCAUCUUAAAGAGACAGCAAACGAUGAGUUCUUACUUUUAAACUCAGCUGAGCUGAGCUAUUACUGACACUCCUACAGUGGAAUGCAGCGACGGGCUUCAAUUCGCUGAAAGCCAAAACUGACUUCACACUACAUAUAAAUCUAAAAUUCCAGUGAAUUUGGCUACAUAGAUAGCCUCUAGUUUAGCAUUAUAAUACUUGAUAUAGUUCAUGUUGGCAGUUUUACCUCCUUCUCACUCUGAAAUACUGUACUUGAUGCAUUCAAUCAAAAAAAUGUUUCAGCAGUUAAUUUUAAUGGUAAAAUUAAUAUAAUUGUACAGUAAUUCACGCGGAAGGCCUGAAGACUAUUUUAAGCAUCAUUUUAUCAGCUUCCCAGAGGCUUGGAGUGUAAUGUUAUUUUUUUCCCCUAAAAAAUCUAAUAUAAAAAUUGGAUUUGUAGUG